AGCAAUGGUGGUUGGUGGGCGAAGGAAAACUGUCUGCUUUCUUGCUACCUUUCUAUCUCUGUUUAUAAUGUCAUUGCUUCUGGCAGAUGUUGAAGCUUUUGGUUAUCCAUCAACUGUGAUGCCACCCGUCUCUUGGACUAACAGCGUCCCAACUAACGUUAUUUUGUGGGAAUCAGCAGGGGUGAGACCUAUCUUGGUUAAUGGGAGUUUUGUUUGUGGCUUCCAUUGCAAAUUUGAAGGAACCGCCUGCCUCUUUGCUAUAUCCAUCCUUCCAUCCAGUUUUGAUGAAACCUCCAACUUUUCUACACAAAUGGUAUGGUCUGCUAAUCGAAACAAACCGAUUGGACUUCACGCAAAAUUGCAAUUUUCUCAAGAGGGGGAUUUAACACUGCAAGAUGAUCAUGGCACUCUGGUUUGGUCUACAAACACAGCAGGUAAAUUUGUUUCAAGAAUGAAGUUAACUAAUCAGGGUAACCUUAUGCUGUUUGAUAGAAACAAUGAGACGGUUUGGCAGUCUUUUGAUCAUCCAACGGACACUUUGGUUAUUGGGCAGAGGCUAGUUUCUGGGCAGAAAUUGGUGGCAAGUAUUUCAGCUACAAAUUGGAGUGAGGGUUUAUAUUCGUUUUCAAUUGAUGAUGAUGGUUAUUUUGUAGCUUCUGCGAGCAUAGAUGGGACCGUAGUCUAUUACCAAUCCUCUCUGUCUCAAUUAAGAAGCAAAACAGGACAGUUUUAUGCUGAUUUCAAUGAAAUAAAUUUUGGUGCUUACCCUUUAUUAUCCCAAGUAAGUUAUAUGCAAUUAGGCUUUGAUGGGCACUUGAGGUCCUUCGGGUGGGUAGAAUCAAACUGGGAGGAAGUCCAAGAUUUUUUUGAGAACGAAGUCGAUCCAUGUGAUUAUCCACUGAUAAAUCCUUCACAGUUAAACCUUGGGUGUUCUCUAUAUAAUCCAAUAUCUUGUGAGUCUCCUCGGUCGCAGAGGCUUCUUGAGCUGAAGGAUGUAGAUAACUCUGGCUUGUCCAGCUUAUAUAAUUAUGUCCUAACAGACAUAGAGCGCUGCAACCAUGCCUGUAUCAUAACAGACAUAGAGAGCUGCAAGCAAGCUUGUUUAAAGAACUGCUCCUGCCUGUACGCUGUUUUUCAGCCUUCUUUUGCUAGUUACUCAGAUCCUGGCUAUUGCCUUCUUAGAUCUGAAGCAUUUUCAUUCAAGACAGUGAAUGCAGAUGUCAAUCAAUCUCUAUUUUUAAAGGUGCAGAAUUCUCCAUUUGCACAGAUUCCACCAAGGAAUCUUUUGCCACCAGCACAUCAAAGAAAGAAAAGACAGAAUGUAGGAGUUAUACUUGCAAUCACUCUUGGAGCAACUUUUAUUGGGUUUCUUAUCGCCACCUUCUUUUUACUACAAAUUAAAAAGGAUCCAAAGGAUGUUGACGAGGAUUAUCUGGGUCACAUCUCAGGAACACCCACGAGAUUCUCUUAUGAAGAGUUAAAGGUUGCAACCAACAACUUCAGCAACAAGCUCGGCAAGGGAGGAUUUGGUUGUGUUUUUCAAGGAACAUUACCCUCUGGUGUUCAAAUUGCAGUGAAAUGCCUCGACGGUUUUGGUCCUCUAAGGAAGUCAUUUAUAGCUGAGGUUGAGACCAUAGGAAGCAUUCACCAUUUCAAUUUGAUACAACUAGUUGGGUUUUGUGCUGAGAAACUUCACAUGCUUUUGGUUUAUGAGUACAUGUGUAACGGGUCAUUGGAUCAAUGGAUCUUCUACAGAGACAAACUGCUUGUUCUCGGUUGGCAAAGUAGAAGAAAGAUGAUUGUAGACAUAGCCAAGGGAAUAGCAUAUCUCCAUGAAGGAUGCAGGCAGAAAAUAGUUCACUUGGAUAUCAAACCCCAAAACAUCCUCUUGGAUGAAAAUUUCAAUGCCAAGGUUUCUGACUUCGGGUUGUCUAAGCUAGUAAGGAGAGAGCAAAGCCGAAUUGUGACAACAAUGAAGGGAACGCCAGGUUAUAUGGCCCCAGAAUGGUUGAACUCAGCAAUCACAGAAAAAGUAGAUGUAUACAGCUUUGGCAUUGUUGUUCUGGAAAUUUUAUGUGGCAGAAAAAAUGUUGAUGAAUCCCUACCGGAAGAGGAUUUCCAUUUGGUAAGCCUUUUUAAGAGAAAGGUUGAGGAUGGUCAACUUCUGGAUCUAGUGGAUAAGUACAAUGAGGAGAUGCAAUCACAUGCGGCAGAGGUUGUGGAGAUGAUGAAAGUCGCGGCUUGUUGUUUGCAAGUUGAAUAUGCUAGGAGGCCAUCAAUGUCCAUCGUGGUGAAUUUCUUAGAGGGCAAAAUGGAUGAUGAAAACAAAUAUGAUUUCUCAAAUCCACCAGCACUGGUUGAAGUGGAAACUCUCGGACACCAAACUCAUACAGCUGCAUUGAUUCCAUCUGUUUUAUCUGGUCCAAGGUGAUGAUAUGGAAGAGAGGACAUAAAGAUGUAUUGCAACGGUAAUAUUUCGUUUCUUCUUAUGAUUGCACUUCCUUUAUCUUACGAUUUUGCUUCUGUUCCUAGUCAUUAUAUCUUUCCAUUUUGCUUCUUGUACAUUACUCUGUUUGCUUUUGAAUUCAUUGCUGGUUUCUUAUAUUUAGCUGCCCAAUCAACCAAUCUUCUUUUUUAUACAGAGUUUCUUAUAAUGACACAAUGAAUUACUUUGUUUUUU
Rubroshorea leprosula is the source of this 2680-nucleotide messenger RNA. The record is from the annotation of a GenBank genome assembly. NCBI's taxonomy places the organism in Eukaryota, Viridiplantae, Streptophyta, Magnoliopsida, Malvales, Dipterocarpaceae.